AAAACCCUAAACCCUGUUACUAUAUUCUUGUAGCUUCUCUUCCAUCACACCACCCUAUCUAUAUAAAUAGUAUUCUCAUUUCUGUUAAAACCCUAGACAGAGCAACCUUAAACCCUAUUCACUUCCCCCCUCCCUCCCCAAAGCAGCCAUGACUGACGUUGAGCUCUCUCGCUCAGAGAAGAAGAAAAAGAAAUCCAAAUCAACCAAAAAUGACGACCUGGAAACCCAAACAACACUUUCCACCCCAACCAAGAAAGAACCAAAUCAAGAUAAUACUGAUGAUUAUCUCAUUAAACCCCAAAGCUACACACCCACCAUUGACACUUCACAAUGGCCUAUUCUCUUGAAAAACUAUGAUCGUCUUAAUGUCCGUACAGGUCAUUACACUCCACUCCCAUCUGGUUUUUCGCCAUUGAAACGUCCACUUGCUGAAUAUAUAAGGUAUGGUAUUCUUAAUCUUGAUAAACCUGCUAACCCAUCAUCACAUGAAGUUGUUGCUUGGAUUAAAAGGAUACUUCGGGUUGAAAAAACGGGUCAUAGUGGUACUUUGGAUCCUAAAGUUACUGGUAAUUUGAUUGUUUGUAUUGAUAGAGCUACCCGUUUGGUUAAAUCCCAACAGGGUGCUGGUAAAGAAUAUGUUUGUGUUGCUAGGUUGCAUUCUGAUGUACCUGAUGUUGCUAAGGUUGCUAGAGCACUUGAAGCACUUACUGGUGCUGUUUUUCAAAGACCACCUUUGAUUUCUGCUGUCAAAAGACAACUUAGGAUUAGGACAAUUUAUGAGAGUAAGUUGCUUGAGUAUGAUGCUGAUAGGCAUUUGGUUGUUUUUUGGAUAUCGUGUGAGGCGGGGACUUAUGUUAGGACGCUAUGCGUUCAUCUUGGUUUGUUGUUGGGUGUCGGUGGACAUAUGCAGGAGUUGAGGAGGGUUAGGUCUGGGAUUUUGGGUGAGAAGAAUAAUAUGGUUACUAUGCAUGAUGUGAUGGAUGCACAAUGGAUGUAUGAUAACUAUAGGGAUGAGACUUAUUUGAGGAGGGUGAUUAUGCCAUUGGAGGUUGUUUUGACUAGUUAUAAGAGGUUGGUCGUUAAGGAUUCCGCGGUUAAUGCUAUUUGUUACGGUGCCAAGUUGAUGAUUCCCGGGCUUUUGAGGUUUGAGAAUGAUGUUGAGGUUGGAGAGGAGGUUGUGCUGAUGACUACUAAAGGGGAGGCUAUCGCGUUGGGGAUUGCGGAAAUGACUACUGCUGUUAUGGCUACUUGUGAUCAUGGUGUGGUUGCGAAGAUUAAGAGAGUUGUGAUGGAUAGGGAUACUUAUCCUAGGAAAUGGGGUUUAGGGCCAAGGGCUUCGAUGAAGAAAAAGUUGGUUGCUGAAGGGAAGUUGGAUAAACAUGGGAAGCCAAAUGAGAAAACUCCGUCUGAGUGGAUGAGAAAUGUUGUUUUACCCACAGGUGGGGACGCUAUGGUUGCUGGUCAUGCUGCUGCUAGUGCGAAACCCGAAUCUGAUGCAGUGGCUGCUGAUGGUGAGGUUGAGAAGAAAAAGAAGAAGAAACAUAAGGAAGAUGAGGAGGAGGAGGGUAACAAGCGAAAAUUGGAUGACAUGGAUGUAUCCCCUGUACCCAGUGCUUUGAAGAAACCAAAGGUAGAGAUAGUCGAGGAAGCGCUGGGAACUGAAGAGAAGAAAGAAAAGAAGAAGAAAAAGAAGAAAGAAGCUGAUGAAGCUGCAACCCCUGAUGUAGAGUCGGUGAAAAAGGAAAAGAAAAAGGACAAAGAGAGUACUGAUGCUGCAUUGUCAGAUGAGGAUAAGUCUGAGAAAAAGAAAAAGAAGAAGAAGAAAGAUAAAGAAUCAGAGAAUGGUGAUGUUGCUGUUGGAAGUGGUGAUGAAGGAAGUAAAAGCAGCAAGAAGAAGGAGAAGAAGAAAAAGAAGAAUAAAGACGCACAAGAGGAUUAGAUGUGAAGGUCUUGGCCCCCGUCCUCCUAUGUAUGUUAAAAUGCAUGUCGUGUAGUUGUUCAAAAUUUUGUCAUUUAUUUACUUGUUUUGGCAGGAGUUUGUUUCAGCUGGAGUUCCUGAUCAUAGACGUGCUUAUUAGUUUUAUCUUUUUAUUUAUUAAGACUUGAGUAUUGCAAUCCACAAGGCUUUUUUCAAUCUUAACUUUUGAGAUGUUAUCUAUA
Lycium barbarum (goji berry) is the source of this 2160-nucleotide messenger RNA. Its product is annotated as H/ACA ribonucleoprotein complex subunit 4. Gene Ontology annotation, cellular component: box H/ACA snoRNP complex. Gene Ontology annotation, molecular function: pseudouridine synthase activity; RNA binding. The coding region runs from base 149 to 1939 and encodes 596 amino acids. Gene Ontology annotation, biological process: snRNA pseudouridine synthesis; mRNA pseudouridine synthesis; rRNA pseudouridine synthesis. Lineage: Eukaryota; Viridiplantae; Streptophyta; Magnoliopsida; Solanales; Solanaceae. The transcript has a single exon. The record is from RefSeq and is a predicted model, not a curated record.